CUGAUAGAGAGUCUUGUUAAGCGAGGCUUUGAGAACAUGAAGAAGUCGCUACACUACGAAGACGGCAGGAAUUCCCCACAGACUGGCUAUACCAGAGAUAUGGCGUUCAUGGCAGUCGCCAAGUUCUGUGACAGGAUCCUUAGGAUGGUGGAGGAUGAUGAACUGGAGCUGAGUAAGGCUACAAUCAAGACAUUCCCGGAUACUGUGGUCGUGUGUCUGCUCAACGCCAUGCGAUUUGACUCUAUGGAGGCCAAACAGAGGUUUCCUCGUCUUCUUCAGCUGGUGGAGCAUUACCCCGACUGUAUGGGCACAUUUGUAGACAAGUGUGAGGAGGUGCCCUGUUGGAUGUACCUCCUGUGGAUCAGUCAGAUGAUGGCCCUGAUGGACAAGCCUGAGGCUCCUGCUGUUCAACCUGUGCUGCUAAAAAUUGCAACAAUGUACCCUCAG
Mizuhopecten yessoensis (Yesso scallop) is the source of this 447-nucleotide messenger RNA. Its product is annotated as DNA-dependent protein kinase catalytic subunit-like. NCBI's taxonomy places the organism in Eukaryota, Metazoa, Mollusca, Bivalvia, Pectinida, Pectinidae. Gene Ontology annotation, cellular component: nucleus. Gene Ontology annotation, molecular function: protein serine/threonine kinase activity. Gene Ontology annotation, biological process: telomere maintenance; double-strand break repair; intrinsic apoptotic signaling pathway in response to DNA damage. The annotation marks the transcript as partial. The record is from RefSeq and is a predicted model, not a curated record. The transcript is spliced from 3 exons.